AUGGCUAUUCAAAAAGUUAGUAACAAAGAUUUGUCCCGCAAGGACAAAAGAAGAUUUAAUAUCGAGUCCAAAGUAAACAAGAUUUACCAAAAUUUUUAUUCGGAGAGAGAUAACCAGUAUAAAGAUAGGCUGACAGCACUGCAAACAGAUUUAACCUCGCUGCACCAAGGCGAUAACGGUCAAUAUGCUCGCCAGGUACGAGACUUGGAGGAAGAAAGGGACUUAGAGCUGGUCAGAUUACGACUAUUUGAAGAGUACCGUGUGUCCCGUUCUGGUAUUGAAUUUCAAGAAGAUAUCGAGAAAGCUAAGGGUGAACACGAGAAACUUGUCAAGUUGUGUAAAGAAAGACUCUAUUCAUCUAUAGAACAAAAAAUAAAGAAGCUACAAGAAGAAAGACUACUGAUGGACGUAGCCAACGUCCAUUCCUAUGCCAUGAAUUAUAGUAGGCCGCAAUAUCAGAAAAACACUAGAAGCCAUACAGUAAGUGGUUGGGACUCUUCAUCCAAUGAGUACGGUAAAGACACGGCCAACGAAAGUGCCACCGACACAGGUGCGGGAAAUGAUCGAAGAACACUAAGAAGAAGAAAUGCUUCCAAGGAGGUAAGAGGUAACAACAACAACCAAGAGGAAUCGGAUUUCCAAACAGGUAAUGGUUCUGGAAGUAACGGGCAAGGUUCCAGACAAGGGUCUCAGUUCCCACACUUUAACAACCCAGCUUACAAGUCAGGUAUGGCGUCUGAUUCGGAUUUCUUACAGGGUAUAAAUGAAGGCACCGACCUUUACGCAUUCUUAUUUGGAGAGAAGAAUCCAAAGGAGAACGCAAACGGUAACGAAAAGAAGAAAAGCCGUGGUGCUCAACGAUACUCUACCAAGACCGCGCCGCCUCUACAGUCACUGAAACCAGACGAGGUCACUGAGGAUAUUUCUUUGAUCAGAGAACUGACAGGCCAACCGCCGGCCCCUUUCAAACUAAGGUCAGACUGA
Saccharomyces eubayanus is the source of this 984-nucleotide messenger RNA. RefSeq names its product Sds3p (gene SDS3). The coding region runs from base 1 to 984 and encodes 327 amino acids. Gene Ontology annotation, cellular component: Sin3-type complex. Gene Ontology annotation, biological process: negative regulation of transcription by RNA polymerase II. Gene Ontology annotation, molecular function: histone deacetylase binding. The record is from RefSeq and is a predicted model, not a curated record. The transcript has a single exon. NCBI's taxonomy places the organism in Eukaryota, Fungi, Ascomycota, Saccharomycetes, Saccharomycetales, Saccharomycetaceae.